Molecule: messenger RNA, 316 nt
Organism: Mollisia scopiformis
Lineage: Eukaryota; Fungi; Ascomycota; Leotiomycetes; Helotiales; Mollisiaceae
Exons: 2
Source: RefSeq, a predicted model, not a curated record
AUGUUGGAGUAUGAACGGCAAGCGGACGAAAGAGCGAGAGAAGCGGAAUUGAUGGCAGAGGAGCGUGAAAGGAUGUUAGAGGAGAUGGCGAGGAUAUCGAAGGAGCAGGAUAGGAUUGCGCAGGAGGAAUAUGAAAUGAGGCAGUACUACGAGGCAGAGGCUUUGAAGCAUGCCGAGGAAGUAAGAUUACAUCAGGAAGAAGUCCGAAGACACCAAGAACGAGUGCGUGAGCACGAGCGCCGAGUCCGCGACCACGAAGCAUCGUCCGAAGCCUUCGCCAAAGUCAUAGCCAUGCCAGCCAAGCCUGGUCGAGAGA